CAGGGGGUUUGAACCCUCACAGUCACUCUCGGAAUUCGCCGCAAGUCACGUCCACACCUCAGCCAAGAUGUUCAAGUUCCUGCUCGUAGCCGCCCUGGUGCCAGCGAUGGCCCUGGCCAACGUUGCCUUCACUGGCUGCCCCAACGGAGCCCCGACUCCGGCGUCGCUGACCGUGAACCAGUGCUCGGGUGAUGUGUGCAUCCUGCAGGCCGGCCAGCCCCUGACCGCCACCGCCACCGGAAUCGUGAGCCCCGUCGGAUCUGCCACCGCCACCGCCCACAUCGUUGCCCGCGUUGCCGGUCUGGACGUCGGAUUCGAGAUCCCGCCGGCGCUGGUCAACGCUUGCCAGGUUGGAAUCGAGGGAGGCUGCCCCGUUGUCGCCGGAACGCCGUUCACCUACACCCUGAAUGAUCCGUCCCUGGACGCCCCGGCCCGUGACAUCGAGGUCGAGAUCGAGGUCGGUCUGACCGGCGAUGGUGGCUCCAACCUGGGAUGUCUGCGUUUCCGUGCCCGUAUCCAGUAAAUGGUUUAUGCUGCUCCAUUGUUUUGGGCGACGUAAUAAAACUGUUUUAUGGCAU
This is a messenger RNA of Culex quinquefasciatus (southern house mosquito), 578 nucleotides long. RefSeq names its product mite group 2 allergen Gly d 2.02. The coding region runs from base 68 to 523 and encodes 151 amino acids. The record is from RefSeq and is a predicted model, not a curated record. NCBI's taxonomy places the organism in Eukaryota, Metazoa, Arthropoda, Insecta, Diptera, Culicidae. The transcript has 2 exons.